Messenger RNA from Pisolithus orientalis, 1062 nucleotides. Its product is annotated as chaperonin 10-like protein. The transcript is spliced from 10 exons. The coding region runs from base 1 to 1062 and encodes 353 amino acids. The record is from RefSeq and is a predicted model, not a curated record. NCBI's taxonomy places the organism in Eukaryota, Fungi, Basidiomycota, Agaricomycetes, Boletales, Pisolithaceae. Gene Ontology annotation, molecular function: oxidoreductase activity.
AUGUCCCUCCCAAGCACUCAACGUGUUGCUCAGUUCCAAAGGUUCGGAGAGCCAGCAAAGGUCCUCACCGAUUACCCAGUCCCGGAUCCUACCACCCUCUCUCCCAAUGAAUGUCUUGUCAAAAUUGAAUACGCAGGUGUCUGUCAUACAGACGUCCACGCACGCGAUGGCGAUUUCUCAUUGAAGCCUACUCUACCCCGGAUCGGCGGCCACGAGGGUGUCGGCAGGGUCGUUGCCAUUGGCGAUGGAACUACUAGCAGUCCCGUCAACGUUGGCGAUAGGGUUGGUUUGAAAUUCUUGGCGCGGGCAUGUUUGAAGUGCGAGUAUUGUUGUAGGGGUUUUGAAGUCCGAUGUGCCUCCGCUUCCAUGCACGGGUUUACCGUAGACGGUUCAUUUGCUGAAUAUGCUGUCGCGUGGGCGGACUAUGUUACCCCAAUUCCCGAUUCCGUCCAUAGCGCAGCUGUGACGCCCUUCUUGUGUGCAGGUGUUACAGUCUAUAGAGGCCUGAAACUCAUCGAUCAUCAACCAGGCGACUGGAUUGCUAUACCCGGGGCCGGGGGAGGAUUGGGACAUUUAGCUGUUCAAUAUGCAAAGCACAUGGGCUUCCGCGUGAUUGCCAUUGAUAGUGGAGAAGAGAAGCGAGACUUAUGUCUUUCGCUUGGUGCUGAGAAAUGGUUUGACUUUAGGGAGAGUGGCUCCAACCUUGUGGAUGAUGUUAUAGCAGCAACUGAUGGGAAGGGGCCUCACGCGGCGUUAAUAACCGCUGCAUCCGCAGUAUCCUUCACACAAGCCUCCUUCUACCUCCGGCCCGGUGGUAUCCUCGUGGGCGUCGGGGUACCGCCUGGAACCUUCGAUAUCCCGUUUGGGGUACUCAUCGGAAAGCAACUUAAGAUUUUUGGGUCUGCCUUAGGAUCCCCGCAAGAUACCAUCGAAGCCAUUGACUACGCCGUGCAAGGAAAGGUGAAGUGUCAAUACUCUGUCAGACCCCUAGAAGAUCUCGACAGCAUCCUCACAGACCUUCAGCGAGGUGACGUGGCCGGAAGGGUCGUCAUCAAGCUGUAG